Molecule: messenger RNA, 5282 nt
Organism: Caenorhabditis auriculariae
Lineage: Eukaryota; Metazoa; Nematoda; Chromadorea; Rhabditida; Rhabditidae
Source: the annotation of a GenBank genome assembly
AUGUUUUGGAUCUCGAAGAAAAAAGAAGACAAAAAAGAAGACAAAAAAGAUGAGAAAAAAGAAGAAAAAAUCUCCGAAACAAGAAGAAAAGCGGCGCAAGCUCAAAACCAGCCAAAACCAUUAGUUGCCACUACGCCAACCCCAAAACCGACAAAUGUAAUAAAAGCGAAAAUUUAUUUUCCUUUCAAAAAUUAUUUUCAGCCGUCGGCUCCGCUAGACUUACGCGCUGAGAAACAGUUAAUGAAGAAGAAAUAUGCCAACGUCGCUAAAAUCUCGACAAUUGAAGACGAUGAGGAAUUUGAAGUCGUUGAAAAGGUUUCAUUUUGCGGAUCCUGAAAAAGAAGUGAAAGAGAUAAAAUGUGUUCAGCAAUUUUAAAAGAACUUGAACCGCUGAAAAUCGCAUUAGAAAGGGUUUUCUAGAACUCUUGAAUGCAUCACUAUAAUUCAUGUCCAUUCUUUGAUCAAAAGUUUUUUAAAAACGAAAAAAUUCGAAUCAAGAUUUUAAAAUUUAAAAUUUUGAGCCUGCAUUCCGGCGUCGUGGUGCUUACCUCCUGCAUCACCUUUCACGCGCAUUUGCUUCGAAAAAUUUCGACUUGUUUUUUUAUAUCACAAAUACUUUUAAUGCCGUGUUCAAAGUAAUUUCCGCGAAAUUCAAAAUAGCCGUCAGAGAAAGAGAAAGAUAACUAAAUUUUGGAGGGUCAGAGACCAUUUUGCAUUUCGCGGAAAUUACUUUGAACACGGCAUAAGAAAUUUCCUAUAUUCUGCUAAGCUCAUGCCGUGUUCAAAGUGAUUUCCGCGAAAUGCAAAAUACACGUUAGAGAAAGGAAAAGAUCAAUAAAUUUUGGAGAGUCAGAGAUCAUUUUGCAUUUCGCGGAAAUUACUUUGAACACGGCAUCAUAAUCGUCCGAAAUGCUUCCAUAAUAAAACAAUGAAACGCUACUUUAUUUUCAUUUUUGCAAAGUUCGUUAAUAAAAAAAAUCCUUUUCAGGCCCGUCCGGCGCAUCCGAAGCUUUUCGGAAAGAACAAGCUACGAUGGAAAGAAGAUCAGGUUUUAUAUAUUUUUGCAUAAAGUUUAUUCUAUUUUUUUCUAGCCCGAUGAAUCGAUUGCUUCGGUUAAAGACGAUGAAUUUGAAGAUGUGAGUUCCUCAUUUUUCGCUUUCUUUCAGAAAAAUUAACUAACAAUUUUCAGCGCAAGUCGUCGAAGAAAAAUAAAAAGAAGAAAGAUGAAGAUUUUGAAAAGGUGGGGAAUAUACUUCUGUUAAAGAUAAAUAUUUUCUUUCAAACUUCAAAGCGGGUGUGAAACUUUUUAUUUUAUAGCAAAUCGAAAGUUUAAUUUUUCCCUGUCCUUUUUUUAUUGAAAACGGAGAACAAUUUUAAGUCCUUAUUUUAAAAAUUUUAAUGAUAAGUUAGGCUAUAGAGCCAAAAAUAAAAAAACUGCGUUUGAAAGCCUUUGUUGUGUACAUAAUAUCACUAGAAAUAGUGCGACCGGGCAGAAAAAAAAAAUAUUUCUCUGUGUUUUUUUUUUCAACUCGUGAUUUCUAUAAUAAUGAUCUGACCGGUGAGUGGAAACAGGUUAGACUAUCUCUGGAAUUCACUAUAACUUAGAGUAUUUUCAAUAAAACUUGUUCAGAUCAGCAAAGAUCCGGCGAAAACGCUGACAGCCGUCGAAAUAGGGCUGCUGAAGAAGAUUGAGAUCCUGGAGAUGGAGAACACGGCCCUGAAGAAGAAGCUGAUCGAGGUGCAGGACCAGGUCAAGAUGAUGACCCGAGCUCAGGAGCCCAACUCGAGGGAAGACGCCGUCGAAGAGCCUUGCCAGGCCGAGUCCGAACCCAACGUCCAGCCGGUCAAAGCGUCGCCCUCCCCUCCCAGAAGCCUGCCCAUUCCCCUCUCGGCCUCUUCCGCUUCUUCUGGGUCUACUGUAACGGCAACUUCGCGUUCGAUCAGUUCUGCCAAGUCGUCCAACGAUGUAUGUCCUCGGAGGAGUUCUCUGCGGUGCAAAUCUCCAAAUUUCCCUAUCUUUUUCUUGAACUUUGCGACUUUGUUUUGAUGGAUUUAUACUUUUAAAAAUUCCCAAAUAAAAUGGAUAGGAGGGUUAUGACAUAAUAAAUGUGGGAAAAAUUAGAAAAAAACCGAAAUUCUGUAUUUUUCUGAAAAAAAAACUAAAUUUGUCCUUUGAUCAAUGUUCCGACUUUGGGUUCAAACCCAACGAAAAACUUUGCAAAUUGGUUUCAAAAUCGCCAAAAUCCUAUUUUUCUGGUCAAAAACCUUUGUGUUUGAGCGCGAAGUAACCAAAAAGAUGGCUCGGGAAAUGUUGGCGAUCAUGAGAAGGAACCAGGUUCUGGAAAGAGCUUUGCCGACUCGGGACAAUGUCGUUCUUCUCAACUUCUUCCGCGAAUGCAUUCCGCCUAACGAGAAGGUGAGAUAUUUUGAUCAUUUCUGUGAAUUGAUAAAAGUAAUUUUAAGUUUCGUUAGGAAUAGUCUUUGCAGAUUUGGUUGAAACUUUUUUUUUUUUGAUGGAUGUCCGUAUGUUAGUUGGGAUCUUUGAGCAGAUUUUCUAAAACCUUCUAGAGGUCACUUCAAGACUGAAUUUUUAGUCUAUGGUGUUAUCUAGAAAAAAUUCCAUUUCAAGUAUACCGAAAAAGGAUUCGUAUAAUCAAAAAUUGAUUUUAGGAUUUUUAAUCUUCGCUAUUUUUCAUUCCCUUCAUGGUUUCUUUGAUAAGUAUGGCAUUUUUUUGGUUUUGAUUGAGGGGUUUUUUUUUUCAAAAAAAGCUUAUUUGUGUUACAUUUUUUGUUUUGUUUUGUUGGGCUGUUUCUUUUUUUUUUCGAGACUUGUUAUGAGUCGUUUGCGAUUUAUUUUAGACCCUGAAAACGGGGGAAAUUUUCAAAUUAUUCUCUCUCAAAUAGAUCAUGAUCAUUUGAGCCUCUGACCAGCGAAUUUCGAUUCGUCACUUUUUUCUGGCCUAAUGGGUAAUCCUGCAGAUUUCGAAUCUGUUGGAGCUGGCGAUUAGCAAGGGAUUGGACGCCGUCACCACCAAUUCCACCAUUUUCGAUGACGUCGUCAGCGUCGAAAUGCGCAAUUUCAUACGCAACUCCAACGAGGUGCGUUGGCUAUAAAAACAGCUUUUCAAGGGUUAAAUUGGUCAGAUUUUAUCCCGUGUUCAGUUUUUACGGAAUUCCGAAAAGAGUGAAAAAAGUAACCAAUUUUUAGUGAGUCAGAGAACUUUUUUUCUGUCAAGUCACUUUCAACACGGCGUUAGAGUGUUAAAAAUCGACAUGAAUCGUUUUUCUUUUGUAGAAAAAAAAAGAGAUCCGUUUGGUUGCUAAAAAUAGUCCCAUUAACCAUUCUCAAAUCUCAAUAAUAACCUUGGCUAGCUUAAUGCCUGAAAAAUGUACAGAUAAGUGAAGUUUAGGGGAUUUUGUAGUUUUUUUUUUGCAAAAAUUUCGUUUUUCAAUUUUUGAAAACGAAAGUUUUCACGGUGUUGUCUCAAUCUCACAAAUUGAAAGAAAUAUUAAAGUUUAUUGAUUUAUUAUUUUUUGAUAUUUUCAUGAAACAUUGGCGCGAAAGAUACUGUAUCCUUGGGGGCGGAGUUAUUUGCUCAAAAUUCAAUAUUUAAACAGUAAUUUUUACUUUUCACUUUUUUUAGUCGAUCAAAACAAUGACGGCGAUGAUUCUCCAAUGUCCCGAGUUCAUUCCGGACGCCUGGGGCGGCGGGUUGGCCCUCACCAAAUUGAGGAGUGAACGGGUUGUUCCGACGGAUGGUUCUGACAGCUCUCCGAAGUGAGUCUGACACACAAAAAAGGUCAUUUUAUUUUGCGGUUGAAAGCUAAGUCUCCAAAUAACUGAUCUUAACAGAUUCUGAGUGUUUUCUUUUACUUUGAAGUCUCCUUUUUCAAAAGAACGUCAGGUUCUAACUUCCAGGAUCUUCUUUGGUACAUCUAGGAAAGGUCUGACCAAAUUUCAGGGGGUUCAUAGCCUCAAAGUAAAAUGACCUUUCUUGUGAGAUUAGAAGAAACAAUAGGAAUAAAGCUAUAUUUUUUCAGACAAAAAGCAGGAUCGACGACGGCUGCACAGCCGCAAGUAGCUGUGAGUGUGAUUAUCCUCAUUUCUCAUUUAAUUUGGAAAAAGAGGGAAGUUUCUGAAGAUUUCGAACUUUUUUCAAGGGCGAUUUUGGGAGUUUCGAGUUACUCUGUUGAUCUUCAUUUAAUGAGAAAGUGUUUUUGAAACGUGUCUUUUCUUUGAAUUUGUGAAACCGGAAAGUAUGUUAAAUCUUCUAAAUAUUCAAGCUUCUUUUUCAAACGUUUUCUCUCUAUUCGCUCAAAAAAAUUUUAUGACUUUUUUUUGGCUUGUUUAUUUUCAUUGUCUAUGAAGGCAGUAGUAUUUGAUCCAGUCGCUGAUUUUUUAAUUUCCUCUCUUUUCGGAAUUGUUCGCGUUUAUUCGAAUUUUUAAAACUUUUCUGGAUUAUUCCAAGACGAAUCGAUUGAUUUUAGACAUUCAAUUUAAUUUAGGCUCUUUAUUUAGACCCUGAAACUUAAGCGGAUAUUAUCAGAAAAAUCCCCAAUUUUUCCAUAAUUUUUUCCAGCCCAGUGCCGAAAAAGACGAUUUCAAUCGAGGCCGACGUGUACUCAAAUCCAAAGCGCCGGACUAUGUGAGUUUCAAAAUAAAGUUCCAUUUUUACUCGUGAAAAAAAAUUCAGUCGCCAGAAUCACCUUGGACGGAGAUGGCAGAGAAGGCUCUCAGUGAAGUUUGUGAAAUUAUCAUUUCUUGACAAAAAAUGAUAUUUUUCCAGAGCAAACGGGCAAUGGUACGUAGGAUUGGAAUCCUGUUUUUUUCUUUUUUUUUUCCAAUAUUUUUUUACAAAAAUUUAUCUGAAGUCUUGUAGGACUGUAAAGGACAUUUAUUUCAAAAAAAAAGAAUUCUUUUUUCAGAUUAAGUUAUUAAUCUCUGUCGAUGAUAAUGAUUGAUAAUAUGAAAUUUGAAGCAUCAGAAAAGGAAUAUUUUCAAUUUAAGGAAUUUUAGAAACAACGAAAAACGUCAAAGGAGCCAACAAAAAAUGACAUCAAAAACCUGUUUUGCUUCGAAUCUUCGAAUUUCUCUCUCUGAGCUCCUUCCUUUCAUUUUGAACUUUGAUCCGAAAACGAUUCGAUUUGAAUGGUGUAAAAUGUUCGUUUGUGUGUUCCAUUGUUGCGAUGGGCGACACGGUUUCCGAUUUGCAUUUUGCGAGUUUUCCUCCCUCACCGCCCCAUCGGAAUUAUCUGAUUGUACUUUCAGCGGCCGACUUUAG